GGCGUCCCCGUGUUACUUCCGUCCGCGUUCCUCGAUACAGAGUCAGAUUGCAAAGGAAUUUAACGCUCGAUGGAAUCCCGCCUUGACUCUGACCAUCUCCUGCUUGCUUCCUUGCCCAGACGAAUCCCGGCCAGCACUAAAUUUAUUCGGGCCCUUUCUUGGUUGCCGCUAGAGUUUUGUCGCGAUCUCGACAAGUGAGAUGUUAUCUUUGCGCAAAGUCCGGAUGUUCAUCUGGGGUGAUAUCCCGGAGACGAAGGCAGAGAGGACAUUGCUCCUCAAGAUCGACUGGUUUAUUCUGUCGUAUUGCUGUCUUAUGUAUUUCACCAAUUAUCUCGAUCGGAGUAACGUAGCAAAUGCAUAUGUUUCUGGCAUGAAAGAGGAGCUUCACAUGCACGGAAAUGAGUACAAUAAAAUUAACACCAUUUUCACUUGUGGCUAUAUCGUCGGCAUGAUUCCGAAUAAUCUCAUGCUGCAAGUGGUUUCCCCGCGUAUCUGGUUGCCGACUAUGCAGAUUGUAUGGGGCGUCUUGACGUUCUGCUCAAGUGCUGUAAAGACCGUCCACCACCUUUAUGCGAUCCGCUUCUUCCAAGGCGUUACCGAGGCAUCCACGUUCGUUGGCACGCAUUAUAUUCUUGGAUCGUGGUACAAAACGGGCGAGCUAGGGAAGCGCUCCGGCAUAUUCACUAGUUCAGGUCUUAUCGGCACAUUGUUCUCCGGCGUACUGCAAGCUGCAGUGUACCAGCAUCUCAACGGCGCAGAUGGCCGGAGCGGCUGGCGUUGGUUGUUCAUCAUCGACGGCGUGAUCACCCUGCCUAUUGCGCUCUACGGAUUUCUCGUCUUCCCGGACGUCCCUGCCACCACACAAGCAUUCUAUCUCACCGAAGAGGAACGCCAACUCGCUUGCACGCGCCUCGAACUGAGCAAAAUCACUAGUUCAUUCGACUCAGCAUCGGUUUCGGAGAGUACUCGCAGAGUUGGCGCACACGGACGCCCAACAUGGGACCUCGCAAAGAGGGUGCUAAGCCGCUGGCGGUGGUAUGGAUGCAGUCUCCUCUUCGCUGUAUCGGGAGAGACCGAAAGCUUCGGCUCCAACAACCUCAUGGGCCAGUGGCUCGCGGCGGUCGGGGGAUACUCCGUCGAGGAGAUCGAUUACUAUCCGUGUGGCGUGACCGCGGUGGGCAUCGCGUCGACGCUCGUCUGCGCGACGUGGACAGACGGGACACGCUCGCGCGCGCGGUGGCCUGUGCUGGUGUACAUGUCUCUGGCGGUGAUCGUCGCGAGUAUUUGUUUAUUGGUGUGGAGCAGCGCCACGGGGCUGAAGUUCUUUGCAUAUUAUUUGGCGGGGGCGAGUUAUUCGGGUCAGGCGACGACGUUUGCGUGGGCCAACCAGAUAUGUUACGACGAUGAUCAAGAACGCGCAAUUGUCCUCGCAUCUAUGAAUAUGUGGAACAAUGUCAUCAACGCCUGGUGGCCGCUCAUCUUCUACCCCGCGACGGACGCUCCGCGCUUUCACAAAGGUAUGUGGGCCAUGAUCGGCACGGGCCUCGCGACGCUCCUCGUCACGUUCUUCGUGUGGUACAUGGAGCGCAGGGAGAGGCGGAUGCGCGCUGAACAAAGGGAUGGAGAGCAAGCAAGACAAGAAGGAGCGGGCGAGAAGGGUGAGAAGGAAGACGACGAGAAGAGCGUGAGGGCUCUGGAGAAGGAGGGGUUGUGAGCCGGUAGAUUGUUCAUUGCUGUGGUUCAAGUUGGCCUUCUUGGCUGGGUUCUCAUGUCACUCAUUAAUUGUAGCCAUAGAAACUUGCAACCUUCACCUUGGUUCUGAA
Laetiporus sulphureus 93-53 is the source of this 1823-nucleotide messenger RNA. Its product is annotated as MFS general substrate transporter. Gene Ontology annotation, biological process: pantothenate import across plasma membrane. The transcript has 17 exons. Gene Ontology annotation, cellular component: plasma membrane. NCBI's taxonomy places the organism in Eukaryota, Fungi, Basidiomycota, Agaricomycetes, Polyporales, Laetiporaceae. Gene Ontology annotation, molecular function: pantothenate transmembrane transporter activity. The record is from RefSeq and is a predicted model, not a curated record. Bases 200 to 1714 code for a protein of 504 amino acids.